AUGAGCUUGCCCGGCAACCAGCCGCAGCAUUUCGCCAGUCCGCAGUCGCAUUCGGCCUCAUCUGGCGCCCACCAGUCCCCUGACGAAGUAAACAACCUGAGACACGCGAAUGGUCAGUGGGACGGCAACGAGAGCAAUGGGGAGGACGAGCAGGAUGGCUCCAGGAAGCGGAAGAGAUCGAAUGGACCGGUGUUGGAGGGACCAACGCCGGUCUCAUGCGAAAUGUGCAAGCAGCGCAAAGUAAGAUGCGAUCGUGGACAGCCAGAUUGCGGCUGGUGUGUGAGGAACGGUCACGUAUGCGAAUACAAGCCCCGCAAAAAGCCUGGACUAAGAGCGGGUUAUGGGCGGGAAUUAGAAUCAAGACUUGAUCGACUUGAGGAAUUGGUCCGUAUUCAGCAAACCACCAUCACGCAGCUUGCAUCGGCGCAAGGGACGGUUAUCGAGACAUCAACUGCUCCUCCUACAACCUCAGACGUACAAACUGUCUUUAGAACUCCUGCGCCGUUACAAAAACCUCACAUCCCUGGCCCGGAGACAGCACUGUUUUUGCAAAAACCAUCCUCUUUCAACGCGGCCCCUACAAUAGCUCACGACUAUCGCACCAACCUCAAUGGUGGACAGACAUCGUUACACAGCGGAUCAAGGACCAAUAGUCUUCAGCAGAAUAUAUCCGGGGAACCUCUCCAUCCACAAGGUGCUCGAAAUCACCCACGCUCCUCAAGAGACUCAUAUGGACAAGUUCCUGACCCGAUUUUGGAGUCUUCAUCUCUCAAUAUCCGUAACAGCCCGCCUGCGUCGGACUCCAUGGAGGGUGAUCUACCGCCUCAGGAUCUGGUAUGGGCACUAACGACCCUUUUCUUCCACCAUGUAAAUACAUGGUGUCCAAUCUUUGUACGGCGUCAGUUGAGCGAUUCCCUAUUCGGCUCCAAACCCUUGAAUGACGAUGAUCGUAUUAUGCUUCAUGCUAUUGUAGCCACCAGCCUAAGAUUCUCGACGGACCCACGGCUCACACCUGAGAGACGGACGAGGUAUCAUUCGAUCUCGAAAGAGAAGGUGCUCCUCUACGGCCUUGAAAAUAGCUCGGUGAGAUCACUUCAAGCCCUGGUAAUCCUCGCCCUGGAUGUCGUUGGAUCUUCCAAUGGACCACCAGGCUGGAACCUCCUCGCUCUUAUCACGCGCUCAGUCGUCCAACUUGGACUUGCUGUGGAACCGAAUUCUUCUACCGUGGUCCCCGCUUACCCCUCGAUCUACACGCUUCGGGCCAUGGUAUUGCCGGGACCGAUUGACUUUCAUGAAGAAGAAUGCAGGAGGCGGCUCUUCUGGAUGAUUUAUCUGCUUGAUAGAUACGCCACGAUCGCCACGGCGUUUGAGUUCGCGUUGGACGAAAAAGAAAUUGACCGGAAACUGCCAUGCCAUGAACAAUUCUUCGAGAACAAUCAGCGUGUGGAGACUCGAUGGUUCCGGUCCAAAGCAGACCCAGCAGAAGUUUCGGAGGACAGGCCAGACAACCUAGGAGUGUUUUCUUAUUACGUUGAACUCAUCGGGAUCCUUUCACAGAUUCAUCAGUUCCUCAAGAAACCAGUUGACAUCGGUGCGCAACCUGAUGUCGAUGCGUGGAGGAAGGAAUACAAACAGCUGGACAGUGCCAUCCAGCAAUGGUAUUAUAGAGUUCCGGCCGAGAUUCGCAAUAUUUCUUGUCUCUACCGUUCCGAUCGCAACCCGCGGAAUGCUCAGACCUGUCCAUGGGUUAUGCUGCAUGCCGCUCACCAAACCACCAUCAUCCGGCUUCAUUCUUCAGCGGCAUACCCGACAACCCGUUCUCCGAAAUUCCAGCCUUCACGGUCUGCAGCGGACAAUUGUGUCACUGCCGCCCAGCGGAUCGUCGACCUGUGUACAUAUGUGCGGGACCACCAGCUUCUGGACAAGCUGGGUCCGCCCUUCGUAUUCUCGGUCUGGGUCGCCGCUCGCCUCAUCCUCGUAGACUGCACCACGCGCAAGCAGGGCAUAUCCACCGGAAUCUGGACGCUGGUCGAAACCCUUCGAACCAUGGGCAAGUACUGGCAAGUCGCCGAGCGAUAUGCCGACCUGCUCCAACGCGUCCUGGACGAGUAUCAAGAUUCUCUCCACGCACCGCCUGGCCCAGAUGGCGAGCGGACGACGCCGUCGGCCGUAAAGAUUCUCGCCGACAUGAGGAGGACGGCCUUCGAUUCGGACUUCUUGAUUUCUCGACAGCCUCGUGAACCAACUAGAAAUGGUUCCAUGGCUGGCGCCGGGACGUACAAUGUGAGUGGGGGGGCACAGAUGAGGGCCCUGGCGCCGAAUGAGCUGGAUUAUCUGGAGAUUUAUGAUUUCAAUUGGCCACCGUUUCCCCCUCAUGUGGAUAUGGGUCAAAACGAGUUCAAUUCCGAUCCCUUUCCGUUUCCGAAUGAAGAUUGGAUCUUCAACGCUCCAUCAUAG
This is a messenger RNA of Eremomyces bilateralis CBS 781.70, 2457 nucleotides long. RefSeq lists its product as uncharacterized. Gene Ontology annotation, cellular component: nucleus. Gene Ontology annotation, biological process: DNA-templated transcription; regulation of DNA-templated transcription. Gene Ontology annotation, molecular function: DNA-binding transcription factor activity, RNA polymerase II-specific; zinc ion binding; DNA binding. NCBI's taxonomy places the organism in Eukaryota, Fungi, Ascomycota, Dothideomycetes, Eremomycetales, Eremomycetaceae. The transcript has 3 exons. The record is from RefSeq and is a predicted model, not a curated record. The coding region runs from base 1 to 2457 and encodes 818 amino acids.